Molecule: messenger RNA, 831 nt
Organism: Symbiodinium sp. CCMP2592
Lineage: Eukaryota; Dinophyceae; Suessiales; Symbiodiniaceae
Source: the annotation of a GenBank genome assembly
AUGAUUGAAAGACAUGUGGGAAGAGGUGAGAAGACAUGGAGCUUAGUGAAGACAUAUGCAGGGGCCUCACCGAAGAGCUACUGGCUUCCCGCAACAGCUCAGCCUACAUCGCUGCUGCAGCGCUUUGCUCUGCGAGUGUUCCAUUUUCACACCAAGCGUUUGGGCUUCACAACCAAGACCGUGAAACGACUCGCAGGCUGCGCCGGUGCCGAGUUCUGGGUGCAGCGGCGCGGUGCGGAGGUGAAGCAGGCACACCGCGGAAUGAACUGGCAUUUUGACAAGGAUGAAGAUCUGCUAGAUGAUGUGGGCCUUUGCGUCCAUCCGCUGGUCGCCACAGCCACUUACCUCACCGAUCAAGGUGCUCCGCUGGUGAUUCUCUCGGCGCCGACCUUGCGCCGUCAAGAAGAUGGCGCGCCCGAUGCAAAUGCACCUCCUCCCAGUCCUGGGAGCGAUGCGGCGGCGUUCGUCGCAUUCCCUGCGCGAGGGCUGCACGUUGCCUUCGGUGGCGACUUGCUGCAUGGUGUCCCAGCAGAGCUGGAAUGCAGACCGGGAGAACGCUUGGCUCUCCUGGUGAAUGUCUGGCUGCACCACCGCCCCUCCGGCCUGCAGAGCUGUGGCAAAUCCUCUGGCACGACGAGAGGUUCGACGAAGCCUGGGUCAGCUUUGCGUGUCCGGCAUCGGCGCUGCCCAAAAAGUGGUUUGGCGAUAUCGCCAGGGCUUGCUCAAUGGCAUGUUGACGGCCUUCGGAUUCCGCGUGACUUGCACGAGGGCGUUUGGCGGAUUCAGCAGAAGCAGCUCAGAGUUGUGAGUCGCAAGAGGAAGAGCAGCUAG